Molecule: messenger RNA, 594 nt
Organism: Helianthus annuus (common sunflower)
Lineage: Eukaryota; Viridiplantae; Streptophyta; Magnoliopsida; Asterales; Asteraceae
Exons: 1
Coding region: 1-594 (197 amino acids)
Source: RefSeq, a predicted model, not a curated record
AUGGAAAUUAUCGGCUUGUUCAUGAAGAGGUGCAUGGGUGCCGGUAUAUUUCAAGGAUUUAAUCUUCCUAAUGACGGCCCAAUUCUAUCCCACUUAUGUUAUGCUGACGAUGUCCUAUUCAUAGGGAGUUGGACGGAUAAAAAUGCGGCUACAUUGAAACGUCUUCUUCGUUGGUUAAAUUUGGUUACGGGGCUUAAAGUUAAUAACCUUAAAAGCAAAUUGUAUGGUUUUGGGGUCAAUGACGGAGAAAAGUUGCGGAUGGCUAGCAUCAUGAACUGUGAAGUCGGUCAAAUGCCUUUUACGUACCUUGGUAUUCCUAUAGGCGUUAAUAUGAAGAGAGCGAAGUUUUGGGAUUCAGUGGUGAAAAAAUUUACAGCGAAGCUAUCUAAAUGGAAGGCCAGGUUUCUUUCUUUUGCUGGUAGAGUUACCUUGGCCAAAUCGGUUCUGGGUAGUCUACCGUCGUACUUUCUUUCUCUUUUUGCUGCUCCGAAGUGCGUUAUUAAUAAGCUAGAGAGGAUACACAGAGAUUUCGUUUGGGGUUUCACCGACUCAUCAAAAAAGCUUAUAGAUGGGUCCGCUGGGAAGGCCUUAUGA